AUGGUGGCUAAAAAUAGAAAACCAAGCAUUGGUCGGCAAAAGAUCGAGAUCAAGCGCAUCACCGAUGAAGAAGCUCGCCAAGUUUGCUUCUCAAAGCGUCGAGCAGGACUCUUCAAAAAAGCCAAUGAGCUCUCUGUUCUCUGUGGUGCUGAUAUUGCCAUCAUAGUCUUCUCUCCCGCAGGCAAACCUUUCUCUUUUGGGCAUCCCUCUGUCGAUUUCAUCGUCAAUCGCUUUCUCUCUCGAAACAGCAGUAGUAGUGGUAGUAAUCAUCCCGAUCGGUUUACGGAGUCUCGAAGAAACGCUACUGUUGCUGAACUUAACAGGAAGUUUACAGAGUUGAGUAAGUUGCUUGAGGCUGAAAAAGAGAAGAAAGUGAUGCUUGAAGGGAAAUUGAGAGGGGAGUUGGAUUUGAAUAAUCUCGAAGAGUGUAGGUUGGACGAGCUUGAGAAGAUUGAGAUGGCGUUGGAGAAGUUGAAGAGGGAUGUUGAGAUGAGGAGGAAUCAACUUGAGAUUGAGGCUCUUGCUAAUUUUGUUGCUUAUGGUUCAAAUGGCUAUGGUGGUGGUUUUGGUAUGAAUGUUAAUAAUGAUGCGGGUUUGGUUUUAGCUUCUGGUGCUAAUGAAUUUGGUUAUGGACUUGGGUUUUAUGAUUUAAAGGGGUUUUAGGUCGGUUUGAUUCGGUUAAUAAAAU
Molecule: messenger RNA, 688 nt
Organism: Asparagus officinalis (garden asparagus)
Lineage: Eukaryota; Viridiplantae; Streptophyta; Magnoliopsida; Asparagales; Asparagaceae
Product: agamous-like MADS-box protein AGL62
Exons: 1
Coding region: 1-663 (220 amino acids)
Biological process (GO): positive regulation of transcription by RNA polymerase II
Molecular function (GO): DNA-binding transcription factor activity, RNA polymerase II-specific; RNA polymerase II cis-regulatory region sequence-specific DNA binding; protein dimerization activity
Source: RefSeq, a predicted model, not a curated record